CACACGGAGAAUUCUGCUGCACUGUAAGUUCUGCGUCGGGCAAAUCAACAGGUCGCCGCCCCCCGCUCCCCCAUGUGGCUCCUGGAUAAGCUCCGCGGCUCGGUGGACGGCCACUCGGGCCGGCACCACAACGGCACGCAGGCCGCCGACCGGCAGGACAGGACGCCAGCCGCCCCCUACAGCAACGUGCUCACGCCCGACAAGAUCCCAGACUUCUUCAUCCCGCCCAAGCUGGUCUGCUGCCCGCCAGAGGCCGAGACGCCCGAGCCGCAGCCGCGUAGCGCCACCCUGAGGCCGUCCGCGUCGGAGCAGGUCAUCUGCAACAAGACGCCCAAGAGCAGCGGCUCGCGCAGCCCGCGGCUCCUCAACCGGCUGGCGGGGGACACCAAGAGCCUUCUGAAGGCCGCCAACAGACACAUCAUACAGGUGGAGAGUGCGGACGAGCUGGCGGCGCCAGAGGGAAGUGACGUCACCACCAACGCCGACCCCCACUCCCAGACGGCCAUGUCGCUGCCGUACGUCCCCAAGGCCCAGACGUCGUACGGCUUCACCACGCUGAUGGAGAGCCCGCACACGCGCCGCAAGGAGUCCCUCUUCCACAGCGACCCCACCAGCCCGCUCACCUCGCCCAACGCGCAGCGCCGCUCGGCGGGCCAGCAGGGCACGCAGGGCACGCACCUGAACCCCAGCGACUGCGGCGGCGCGGGCGGCCACGGCCACAACCCGUACCGCUACUUCAGCGGCGGCGAGAGCGACACCUGCUCCUCGGCCGACUCCUCCCCCUUCAACUCGCCGCUGCUGUCGCGCUCUGCCUCGCUGCUCAAGAUGUUCACGGCGGACGCCACGUCCAAGGUGGUGACGCGCGCCAAGCGCUCCUUCGCCCGCCACAGCUCGCUGUCCACGGACGAGUGCAGCUCCGUGGAGACCAGCCCCAACGUGCCGCGCCGCUUCCGCUGCCCGCCCUCGCCCGCGUUCGGCGGCGGCCGCAAGUCGGGCGGCACCUCGGAGCGGCUGACGCAGCACACGGUGAACCUGCACAAGGGCGGCACGCUGCGGCUGUGCACGGACUACGACGUGGAGGCGGCGCGCCUGCGCGUGCGUCUGCUGGCGGCGGAGGACCUGUACGAGCAGCAGGUGGACGUCAAGAGCAUCAACUGCUGCGUCACGCUGUACCUGCAGCCCGGCAAGCUGCAGAAGCAGCGCAGCACCAUCAUCAAGAACAGCCGCAACCCCGUCUUCAACGAGGACUUCUUCUUCGACUCGCUGCCCGUCACACAGGUGAAGAGCCUGGCCAUCAAGAUGAAGGUGGUCAACAAGGGCACCAGCCUGAAGAGAGAUGUGCUACUGGGGGAGCGCUCCGUGCCCCUCAGGGAGCUACUCGCCGGACUCUAG
Messenger RNA from Engraulis encrasicolus (European anchovy), 1392 nucleotides. Its product is annotated as C2 calcium-dependent domain-containing protein 4C. The record is from RefSeq and is a predicted model, not a curated record. The transcript has 4 exons. NCBI's taxonomy places the organism in Eukaryota, Metazoa, Chordata, Actinopteri, Clupeiformes, Engraulidae. Bases 73 to 1392 code for a protein of 439 amino acids.